Prunus armeniaca (apricot) is the source of this 387-nucleotide messenger RNA. The record is from the annotation of a GenBank genome assembly. Lineage: Eukaryota; Viridiplantae; Streptophyta; Magnoliopsida; Rosales; Rosaceae.
AUGUGCUGUGAUACAAAUGGAGCUGCAGUUACUUCUGGAACAGAAAUUUCAAAGGUCCAGCAAACACUUGUGAAAGAAGGCGUUACAAAAGUAAAGGUAUCUAAGCAUCGUGUUUUUCUCCUUGGAGAGAACCGCUGGAAAGAUUCGUCUAGACUUAGCAGGAACCAAAAAAAAGUAGGUGAAAGCAAGACAAUGAAUACCACAACAAGGUGUCUUACUUGUCGAGGGGAGGGUCGCUUAUUGUGCGCAGAAUGUGAUGGAACAGGCGAGCCAAACAUUGAAGAACAGCAGUUCUUGGAUUGGGUGGAAGAAGGAGCAAAAUGUCCAUAUUGUGAAGGUCAUGGGUUUACAAUUUGCGACGUAUGUGAAGGGGCAACAGUAGCUUAG